Molecule: messenger RNA, 261 nt
Organism: Sporothrix schenckii 1099-18
Lineage: Eukaryota; Fungi; Ascomycota; Sordariomycetes; Ophiostomatales; Ophiostomataceae
Exons: 1
Coding region: 1-261 (86 amino acids)
Source: RefSeq, a predicted model, not a curated record
AUGCAAGCCAGGACCUCUCGCAACGGUCAGCGUGUGUCUUGCAACACGAGCAGACAUCCUGUUCAAUGGCACGUGUACGUCGUAGUGACUCUCCACGUGCACAAAAAUACGAUCGCCGCCUGUCCUGCACACACGACGUGUUGGAGAUCGGCUCAAGGCCUCGACCCGACCGAUCCGGGGCCGGGAACGCACGCCAAGGCUGUCCGAGUUGGCAGGGCAGAUGUGGAAGGCGGAGGCGCGGAGAUUGGCGAGGGAGCUUGA